GGGAUGAUGAGAAAACAGGACGAGAUUUUAUGGUUUUAGCAGGUGAAGCUGACCAGUGCGCCCCGCAGGUGAAAGCUCUGCAUGUCGGUGCUUCCAUGGCUGAUCCCUACUACGCUUAUACGGCUCCCACCGCUGACCGAGAAGCUCUGGACUUUCUCACCCCCCAGAAAGAGGAAGAAAAAAAAGGUUCCAACUGUUUCCUCCAGGAAUCGAUAGAGGCAUUACUUCGAGAUGGGUCGGAGCUUUCCUUGUUUUCUCGUCAUAACACUGCUCGAAUUGAUGGCAAGUUUUCCUGGCUAUUUGUCAUCUGAGACGCCAUCAUUAGCAUCUCAUCAUGCAUUCGGCUAUGGAGAUCUACGCGCGUUUCCUUCAGAUGCUUUGCAGAAAGAUGUAAAUCCAGUAAGACCUGGGACAUAUGGUGUAGAUGAUAUUCUAGGAAAUGGAAUACGUCCUGAACCUGGAACUGGACGAUUAGCAGCUGGUACAAGCCUUAAGGGCUAUUCAUCUCCUUUAGAAGAUCCAGUACUUCAUCAAAGACAAGACUUUUCAGCUGGCAUUAGUCCUAUAAUUUCGGCAACUGAAAGGUCAAGUUCCUUGAGGAACGUUGAUAGCUUGGCAGCACCUGCAAGAGAUUCGCAUAUCUUGUUUGUCCAUGGCCUUCCAACUGACUGUACCAGAAGAGAAGUAGGCCAUCUAUUUCGACCAUUUUAUGGCUUCAAGGAAAUCAGAGUUAUCCAUAAGGAGGCCAGACGUAGUGGAGAUAGGGCUUUGGUACUGUGCUUUGUUGAGUUUGUGGAUUCCCAAUGUGCUUUGACAGCUAUGGAAGCUCUUCAAGGUUACCAGUUUGAUGACAAGAAACCAGACUCCCCAGUCUUGAGGAUUCAAUUUGCUCACUUUCCUCUCCAUCUACCCUCUGAUAAAUGAUGUAGAACGGCUAGAACGCCAGGUCUAAUCUGAGCAAAUAAAUGUGAUAGUGAUCAAUCUGUAGUGUGUUGCCGGAUGACGUGUAGUGUGCAUAUCUCUGAUUUUGCUUGCUUCGCCUCACUGUGCCGGUGGAGCUAAGGAUGGAAGCAGAAAUGAGCUUUUCUUUUGAGUAUGACGAGACCUAUAGUUGAUCAAACUGUUUGUGAACAUUACAUAAGAGAAUCUUCUGUCUGAUAUUCUUGUAAAGGAAACAGAAACUUCACUGUGGUCCUAAUGAAUAUUCAGGAUGACUUCAAGAUCUUGUC
Molecule: messenger RNA, 1229 nt
Organism: Rhodamnia argentea
Lineage: Eukaryota; Viridiplantae; Streptophyta; Magnoliopsida; Myrtales; Myrtaceae
Product: nuclear speckle RNA-binding protein B-like
Exons: 7
Coding region: 232-924 (230 amino acids)
Molecular function (GO): mRNA binding
Source: RefSeq, a predicted model, not a curated record